AGCGGAGCCGCGGCCUCCGUCCACACGCCACAGAGGAACGGAGCGAUCUCGCCGGCGGACGCUCGGCACGUGUUCUUCAACUAAAGAACCACGCUGUCGUGACAAAUAGAUGAACUAGCUUACAGUGACCUUUUUGCGACAACUGUUUCCCAUUGUGUAGUGCUGUGUUGUGAAAAAUAAGUGUGUCUUUUGAGAGGACAUGCGGCGGUGAUACGCAACCCUUAAGUCUGAUAGUAUACCUUGCCAGCCAUCAUGAAGCGCCUCCAGAAGUGUUGUUGUUGCGCGUCCACGCGAUCGGGCACCCUGAUCACGGCGGUACUGGGCGUAGUGCUCUCUAUAGUUACCAUCAUCACCGUAUGGGCCGUGGAGAGGCACAGGGUCUCGUUCAAAACCUUCAUCUUCGGCGAAGACUUUGAUAGGAAGCUUCUAGCUCUAGACAUUCCGAGAAUAAUAUUAACUAUCAACUUAUGCUUUACCAUCCUGAUCUGCAUUCUUCUGUUUGUUGCUGUGCAGAAGAGAAGAUCAUGGAUGAUGCUGCCGUGGGUCGUGCUGGGCAUCGUGCUGGCUAUCGGCCUGCUGAUCAGCGUCCUGCACACCUCCAUCUCCUUUUACAUCCACGACACCAACGAUGAGGAGGAGAAGUACAACUACAACAUACUGGCCACGAUCAUUCUCGUGGGAGGAAUCAUUUAUUUAUGUGUGUACCUGUACCUUUGGGCGGUGGUAUUCAGUCAUUACCUGGACGUCCGUGAUGAAGAAGAGCGCGGCAGAUACCGAAAAGCGCCCUACAGACGAUAGAAAACAUGUUUUAGCUUUUAGAAGUCUAGUUUAUAAAUUGUGCUAGCGAUGAAUCACCGCUAACAGGAGGAGUGUUCUGAAUAAUUUUAAUCUAUGUCUUUUGAUGUAUGUUUUAAUAUGAAUCACCUCUCGAUCUAAUAGAAUCUUAAGCCAUAUCUAUGCCAAUUCUUAGUGAAUUAGCAAUGAUUUGAUUUUUAAGGGACUUUUACGAAAAUAAACUGCCUAUAACGUUAAAUCCUAGUUAAGUUUUCCGAUACUCAGUUAAACAGUAAUAAAUUUUAAAUAAUGCGAAUUAUGGAUUUUAAUAAUAACUACUAAAUAAGCCUUGUCCUUAAUUGGUAGGUAGGUAUUAUUUGGACGACACGGUAAUUUCAGGUAAUUUGGAGUAAAUAAUUAGUUUGAAAUGUCAUGGGUUGACUUUAUUAGUAGGGAAUUAUAUUUACAAUAAAUAAGUAUGAGUAAUUUCUGCAAUCGGUUACUUUUUCAUGUGUGCCUCUUGGGCUUUUGUUGCAAUUCAACAAAACAAGCACAAUUUUUGACAAAUAAGAUAUUUCCCUAAGUAAUAAUAUUUUAACACUUCAAUGGUAGUCUACACAA
This is a messenger RNA of Ostrinia furnacalis (Asian corn borer), 1395 nucleotides long. RefSeq lists its product as uncharacterized. NCBI's taxonomy places the organism in Eukaryota, Metazoa, Arthropoda, Insecta, Lepidoptera, Crambidae. Bases 253 to 798 code for a protein of 181 amino acids. The record is from RefSeq and is a predicted model, not a curated record. The transcript has 5 exons.